CACCCACUCACGCCCGCAUCGCCCACCCAGUGUUCUUCCGAAAUCCAGGGUGCGCCUUUGGGUGAUAUAAAUCUGCAACCCCAAGUUUUCCACGUGUCAAGCAUUCAAAGGUCCCCAUAUCUAUCGCUCUCGCCCUCUCUCUUUCUCCGUUGCUGACCUGACCCGCAAGCAGGCUCCCAACCACAUCCUUCUUCCCCUCUGCCCCAUCCCUCUUCAAUCCUCUCCAUCAGCUUUCUCUCUCUUGUCCACCAUGGCUCAGCUCUUCUCCUCCCUCCAGGAAAAAAUCCAAGGGAGGCAAUGGAAGGAGAGGCGUAUAAGAAGGAUAACGGACAAGACCUUCGACCGCAUCAGAGCCGACUCCGACCGAGACUACCUGACCUUCGAGGACCUAUACAUCGCGGUCCUCUAUGUUUACAAUGAUAUCAACAAGUUCUUGCCCGGGCGUCACAACGAUCCCCCGUCCAAGGAAAAACUGAAAGCUAUGAUGGAGGAGUAUGAUGUCAACCUUGAUGGGCUGCUUGACCGUGAAGAGUUUGCAAACUUUAUUCAGAAAUUGACAGCAGAUACUGUAAUAUCUGUUGGUCAAAAUCUACUAAUUGCAUUGGUUGUGGCUCCAACUGUGGCACUGCUCACAAAGAGGGCAACAGAGGGGGUGCCUGGUGUUGGCAAAGUGGUGCAGAGGAUUCCUAAUUCUGUCUAUGCUUCCAUUGUUGCUCUUGGGGUUGUGUUGGUCCAAAAAUCAAGUGAAGGUCAUGAAUAAAUAAGCUGAUAAUCAUGUAUAUUUGUAUGCUGAAACAAAAUACUCAUCUGUGUUCUGUUAAGUAGCAUAUUGGAAAACCUCGCAGUGGUUAUUUCUUCAGUAUAUGAGCAAACCAAAGCUGCUAUUUUAUUAUGAGUGCUUUCCGUUGGAGGUUUUUGCGUGCCUGGUGCUGGCAAAGUGGUGCAGAGGAUUCCUAAUGCUGUCUAUGCUUCCAUUGUUGCUCUUGGGGUUGUGUAGGUCCAAAAAUCAGGUGAAGGUCAUGAAUAAAUGAGCUGACAAUCAUGUAUAUUUGUAUGCUGAAACAAAAUACUCAUCUGUGUUCUGUUAAGUAGCAUAUUGGAAAACCUCGCAGUGGUUAUUUCUUCAGUAUAUGAGCAAAACAGAGCUGUUAUUUUAUUAU
Messenger RNA from Phoenix dactylifera (date palm), 1160 nucleotides. RefSeq lists its product as uncharacterized. The record is from RefSeq and is a predicted model, not a curated record. Lineage: Eukaryota; Viridiplantae; Streptophyta; Magnoliopsida; Arecales; Arecaceae. Gene Ontology annotation, molecular function: calcium ion binding.